Molecule: messenger RNA, 720 nt
Organism: Trichogramma pretiosum
Lineage: Eukaryota; Metazoa; Arthropoda; Insecta; Hymenoptera; Trichogrammatidae
Exons: 3
Coding region: 196-720 (174 amino acids)
Source: RefSeq, a predicted model, not a curated record
AUCGCGCAAACGAUACAGUUGUUUUUCGGCAAAUUUCACGCGCCUAUUGCUCUCGGUAAAAACGUGUAAAUUUUCCGUGACAGCCGAUCUCGAUUUUCGGUUAAAAAAAAAAAGGGACUCUCCAAGGUCCCCCCGCAAAUCACAAAUUUCGAUCGAAAUCGAUUGGUGACAUCGAAAAAAAUUCGGCGCGGCGUAAUGCAGGAAACCAAAUCGUCGAAAUCGCACGGCGGCGACGACGACGACGACGACAACGAAAUCGAGAAGUGUCGUCAGGAGCGGCAGCCGUUUUCACAGUGGCAAGUUCCGCGAAUCAAAACGAUCGUCCCGAAGAGCGACAUCGUCGAGAUUCGAGUCAACGACGAGGAAACCAAGUACAUCAGCAAAAGCGAGUCAGAGUUGUGCAGUACCAACAACAACAACAACGACAGUAAUAAAGAUUCCCCGAUCAACGCGUCGAUUCCGAAGGUAGCCAAGCUCAGCUUGGAUCUGUCCAGCGAUUCCAAUGGAAAAUGCAGCAGCACCGGCACGAAGACGAGUCCGUCGUACGUUGGGAGCAGCUGUCGAAGGUCGGAAGACGACAGUACGGAAGAGAGCGUCGGUGUCAAAUCGACGAGCGCGUCGAGAAGUGUCCCCCAGAAGCGAGCCUGCGCGAAAAGAGGCAAAGAGCAGCUGAACCAGAGCUUCUGCGGCGAGUUUUUACAGGUUGAGUUUAUUGAAUAA